Camelina sativa (false flax) is the source of this 1605-nucleotide messenger RNA. Its product is annotated as L-ascorbate peroxidase S, chloroplastic/mitochondrial. Gene Ontology annotation, molecular function: peroxidase activity; heme binding. Lineage: Eukaryota; Viridiplantae; Streptophyta; Magnoliopsida; Brassicales; Brassicaceae. The record is from RefSeq and is a predicted model, not a curated record. Gene Ontology annotation, biological process: hydrogen peroxide catabolic process; cellular response to oxidative stress; response to reactive oxygen species.
UGCAUUUAGUGGGUUGGUGAACCUAAUUUAACACAAAAACCCUUAUCGGCGUGGCCGUAUCCAUUGCCGCUAAUCUCAGCCGACUCUUCCAAAACCAAAAUUACUGUUAUACCCCCAAAAUGGCAGGGCGUGUGUCUCUCACACUCAACAACGGCAGCUUCCUCCUUUCUCCUCCUCCCAAAUCCACCACAACCAUGUCUUCUUCUCUCCGCACUACCACCGCUGCUUCUCGUCUCCUCCGCUACUCCUCCUCCAGAUCUACACUCACUCUCUCCGCUUCUACUUCCCUCUCAUUCGCCAGAUCCCUCGUCUCUUCUCCACUUCUCUCUUCUUCAUCCUUCUCUCAGAAGAGAUGUCGAGUUGCGUCGGUGAAUCGGAGCUUUAGCUCCACCGCCGCUACGAAAUGUUCAGCUUCUUCGGAUCCUGAUCAGUUGAAGAAUGCUAGAGAAGACAUCAAAGAGCUUCUCAACUCCAAAUUCUGCCAUCCAAUUUUGGUUCGAUUAGGGUGGCAUGAUGCUGGUACGUACAACAAGAACAUCAAAGAAUGGCCACAAAGAGGUGGAGCUAAUGGAAGUCUCAGAUUCGAUAUUGAGCUUAAGCAUGCUGCUAAUGCUGGUCUUGUGAAUGCUUUAAACUUGAUUAAGGAUAUCAAAGAAAAAUACUCUGGGAUCACUUAUGCUGACUUAUUCCAAUUGGCUAGUGCUACUGCUAUUGAGGAAGCUGGAGGACCUAAAAUACCUAUGAAAUAUGGAAGAGUUGAUGCAUCUGGUCCUGAGGAUUGUCCUGAAGAAGGAAGGCUCCCAGAUGCCGGUCCUCCUUCACCUGCUAAUCAUCUCAGAGAAGUUUUUUACAGAAUGGGACUAGAUGACAAGGAUAUUGUUGCAUUAUCUGGUGCUCACACCUUGGGAAGAUCUAGGCCAGAACGUAGCGGGUGGGGGAAGCCAGAGACGAAGUACACGAAAGAGGGACCUGGGGCACCAGGAGGACAGUCAUGGACACCCGAGUGGCUGAAGUUUGAUAAUUCUUACUUCACGGAAAUCAAGGAAAAGAGAGAAGAAGAUCUCCUUGUCCUACCCACUGAUGCUGCCAUCUUUGAAGAUUCUUCUUUCAAGGUAUAUGCUGAGAAGUAUGCUGCAGAUCAGGAUGCAUUCUUCAAGGAUUACGCUGUAGCCCAUGCGAAGCUCAGCAAUCUUGGAGCACAAUUUAACCCUCCUGAGUGCAGGGGCAUAAGAACUGAUCAGUAUGAAUCUUUUGUUUAGGGUAUCGUUAUCUGAUGGGGCACCUAACUUACUCGUCCACUGGACUUGUGAUUUUGGAAAACGUAGUUCAAUAAUGUCAAAGAAGAAAAGGGACGAAUCGAGGAAGUGAUGAUGUUGAGAAAGAAAUUUGUCGGAGAACUUUUACUCUUGAGUGCUUUUGCAGAUAUCUUUUGGUUGAUUUUGUUUAGCCGAAAGUAUUUUGAUCGUUUUCACUUUUUAGGGUUCAAUUGUCAUAAUGGUUUUGGGCUUUCUGAUGUUUUUCCUUGUAAUAAAUUGCGGUAACGAUUAUCCAAAAUUCAUACAAGUUUUGUUCUGGCACUGAAUAAAAUACUCAUGUUAUAGUUUU